Molecule: messenger RNA, 1180 nt
Organism: Aegilops tauschii subsp. strangulata
Lineage: Eukaryota; Viridiplantae; Streptophyta; Magnoliopsida; Poales; Poaceae
Product: transcription factor MYB44
Biological process (GO): regulation of DNA-templated transcription
Cellular component (GO): nucleus
Molecular function (GO): DNA-binding transcription factor activity, RNA polymerase II-specific; RNA polymerase II cis-regulatory region sequence-specific DNA binding
Source: RefSeq, a predicted model, not a curated record
ACCGCCGCUCGCCGCCACCCACAACCCAUUCAAUCGUCUUCCCAUACCAGUCUGCAUCUCCGGUCCUAGCAGCAGCAAGCGAGCUAUGGAGGGGUGCGACCGGAUCAGGGGGCCAUGGAGCCCGGAGGAGGACAGCGCGCUACGGCAGCUGGUGGAGCGCCACGGCGCGCGCAACUGGACGGCCAUUGGACGCGGGGUGCCGGGUCGCUCCGGCAAGUCCUGCCGCCUGCGGUGGUGCAACCAGCUCUCGCCCGGGGUGGAGCGCAGGCCCUUCACGGCCGAGGAGGACGCCGUCAUCGCCCGCGCCCACGCCCGGCUCGGCAACCGCUGGGCCGCCAUCGCGCGCCUCCUCCGCGGCCGCACUGACAACGCCGUCAAGAACCACUGGAACUGCUCCCUCAAGCGCAGGCUCGGCGACCUGGGCGCUGACGGAGUCGCCGAGGGUGAGCUGGAGGAGCGGCCGUGCAAGCGCGCCAGCGUCACGCCCGAGAGCACCUCCGGGUCGGACCGCAGCGACCUCAGCCAUGGCGGCGCGUUCGGUCUCGGCCAGGUUUACCGGCCGGUGGCGCGGGCCGGCGGGUUCGAGCCGGCAGACUGCGCCAUGAGCCAGCGACACGAGGAGGAGGAGGAGGAGCAGGACCCAUUCACGUCGCUCUCGCUCUCCCUCCCCGGCACGGAUGCCCAUGGGUUCCACUUCCACCACGAUAGCUCCCAUAGCCAUUUCCACCAGCCGUCUCUUUCCUCGCCGCCGCCCGCUCCGGCGUUCACCACCGCGCCACCGGCAUCGUCAUACCCGUUCUCCCCCGCCUUCGCCGCCGCGAUGCAGGAGAUGAUCCAUGACGAGGUGCGCAGGUACAUCUCCGGCGUCAGCUGCGGCGUCAACCUGCCGUCCAUGCCGCAGCUGGUGGAUGGCGUGAUGCGCGCCGCGGCGGAGCGCGCCGGCGAAGUCUCGAGGAUGCGGUGACCGGUGAUCAAUCGAUUUGAUCGGGUCGAGUAGAUCGGCAGCAAUGCCUACCUGGGUUGAUGGUCUUGCUUCAUUUCGUUAGGAUCUGAAGUCUGAACUGAAUUAGCAAUGGGAGAAAGAAGAACUAGGCAAAGCUGACGAUUUGCUUCUUUCUGUACAUACAGAAAAAUGAAAUGGAAAGAAACAUGCAUAUGUGUCCAAGUUUGUGCUCACUCA